This is a messenger RNA of Zychaea mexicana, 2023 nucleotides long. RefSeq lists its product as uncharacterized. The transcript is spliced from 11 exons. Lineage: Eukaryota; Fungi; Mucoromycota; Mucoromycetes; Mucorales; Lichtheimiaceae. The record is from RefSeq and is a predicted model, not a curated record. The coding region runs from base 79 to 1929 and encodes 616 amino acids.
CUUUCUUUAUGUUUCAAAACGCCAAAGGGAAAGCCAAAUCUUCCUCUUUUUAUUUUCUCUCACACCGAAAAUAAAAACAUGGCCCCAAACACCAGACAGCACUCAGCGAAAAGCGCGUCGAAAGAUUCCAGCAUUGGAGUAUUGCACGACAAUGAUAAAAGCGUCAAGAAACGUGCGUCCGCUUAUGGCAUUCAAGCUGAAGAUUCAGAAACGGAGAAAUUGCAACUUACGGCAACACAAGACGCGUCAGUUAAGUACUCUCCAGCACAAGUGGAAGGAGUUCAAGCAGUCAGUAUAGUAUCGCUCGGAGAAGUCAGCGGCUGUCAAAACAAAAUUAGCCCGACCAGUAUCACGGAGGCGGCACUUGCAACUACAAAGACGCGUCUUUGCCGACAGGGCAGCGUUAUUGAAAGCGGCUCGGUGCUAGAUGAUUCUGAAGAGCAGGAAACGUCAGGAGCAUCAUCGGGAACAAACGACGUUGCCUCUGAGAGGGAUGAACAGGAAACCGAUGAAGAGUCAGGAAUUUGCACCAAGGACGACGCAGGAAGCAGUUGGGAAGAAAGCGUAUCCGAAGCAACUGAUUCAGAAGACGACUCAGUAAGCAACUGGGAGAGCGGCACAGAAAGCAACACAGAUGAUUCAAAAGGGGAGCACUCAGAAGAUUCUCAUGAACAUGCUGUCAAACGCAGUGCAAAGAGUCGUGAUAAAUCAAAGAAGAUGGCCAAAUCGCAACCAGUUACAAAUUUUUCAGACCGAAUCCGUCGUGUUCUUCGCUCAAAGCGUAUUCAAAACAACUACCGAUCGCAUGAUGGCAGCAGGUACCAACGGUCCACCGGCAUAUCAACACGCCCGAACAAUCAUUCGGACGCUGCUCAAAGCGACUCGGAAAACGGCUCAGAAAGUGAAUGGGAGAGUGACUCAUCAUCAAGCAGCUUGGAUUCAGAUGAUUCUGAUGACGAGACUACGCCGUUGAGACAGCGUGCAAGUACUUCCAACUCUUCCGCUGAAAACGCGACUGCAUCUCCAAAACAAGAUCGGUUCUACUGCCCAUACAGAGGGUGUGCGUUAUCAAGGAACAGGCAAAAUCUUCUCAAUACGCAUAUGAGGGAGGAGCAUUUUCCCGGUCUGGUCCAUAUGAGAGGAAGCCGUUUCCGCAGAAACAUUUUCAAAACUACUUGGGGACAGGUUAUCCCGUUUGAUGAGAGCUCGUGCGAUCUACUUGAAGAUGGCGAAGAAAUGGUGGUGGAAAGCAAUGUUUCUUCAGAAUUUCAUUGCCCCUACAAGGGGUGUAUUGCAACAUUCACAAAGCUGUUGUCUACUUAUUACCAUAUGCGGACCACACAUAAAGCCAUUAUCCCCCGUCUUAAUAAUAGCGGCGAAUGUGAACACGUUUUCAAAAAUCCUUCUGGGCAAGUUAUAAACUUUGAUGAAAGCUCCCGUAACAUGCUCAGCGACGAGGACACUGUUUCAAUCGAGAGAUUCAUGAAAGGCGUUGCUGAUGAUCGUGCAUACUACUGCUGUCCGUAUAAGGGAUGCAUUUAUAAAAGUAACAAGCGUAAAUUAACACACCUGCAUAUUCGCAAACGGCAUGACGAAUCGUUCAAAGUGAAAACCAGCUCCUCUCUAACACUCAAAGCUCCAUCAGGGAGAGAAAUACAUCUUGAUGAAACUUCGAAAGAUUUGAUCAGUGAAAGUGAGCAAAUUGUCGUUUACAGAAGAAAAAGCAGAAAAGGCCCGUUCUACUGUCCAUAUAAAAGUUGCGACUAUACAUCAUCAAAACGUCUUACCCUAUACCUCCAUAUCCGAGAGUACCACGAUGAGACUUUUGCUCAUGGCGGCUAUAAUUCAUAUCUUGACCCGUCUAGAAAACGGAUAACCUUUGAUGAGGAUUCCAAAAAUUCAAUCGAUGAAAACGAAUGCAUUAAGUGAUCAGUACAACAAGAAAAAAGGGAGGUGGAGAGCUUCGCUAUUAUUGCCCAUAUAAAGGCUGCGAUUAUCCAACAGUGCAACUUGAUACACUCUA